This is a messenger RNA of Pectinophora gossypiella (pink bollworm), 949 nucleotides long. RefSeq lists its product as uncharacterized. Bases 87 to 446 code for a protein of 119 amino acids. The transcript has 3 exons. NCBI's taxonomy places the organism in Eukaryota, Metazoa, Arthropoda, Insecta, Lepidoptera, Gelechiidae. The record is from RefSeq and is a predicted model, not a curated record.
GUCUAUGUUUGUUUUUAUCAAGGGUUUUAUCAUGUUUUAGGUUACAUUUUGAUUUGUACAAUUUGUAGAGGAUUAUUUUUAUAAUAAUGUAUUUUGAAGCCUUUUUAGCAGGUGUUUGGGCGUCAAUAGGGAGUACUUUAGGAAAAUUAACAGGCACCGCUUCUGUCGUGGGCGAGGGGUAUCUGAUAUGGGCGUGUUUGCUGGUGGCUAUGGUUGUAGCCAACACUUGGGGCUGCCGACAUUACCUGCGUUCUCUGGACGCAGCUACUAACUCUGUAGCCCCUACAGUCAUAUCUGCGGCAUCUAGCUACGUGUUAUCUGGAAUCAUCGGGAUAACAGUAUUUGACGAAGGUGCAUCAGUGCGAUGGUGGGCGGGCGCCAUGUUAAUACUCCUUGGACUAGGUCUAGUGGGCCGACCGAGAACCAAACGUAAACAUACAGAAUAACUAUAGAUUUUAAUGGCCACUAGUUGUAGUGGCCUAUCGGGGUUAAAAAAUGUAUGAUGCUUUAAGCAUCAUAGAUUUUUAUGUAAGACUUACACCGGACUCUCACCGUUAUAAGGAUAUUAUUACGAACCAUCGGACCUUCUCUGUAUGUACAGACUUUGGUUUGUGAACAUGACUUUAAACCGUGAUAGCUGUAUGUAAAGGUUGAUUGUCGGUAAAAAUCACACAUUGUUUAUAAAAUUGUUUACUCGAGCAUCGCUUAUUGGCAAACAAGCACGCAUUUACCACCUGAUGGAUCUAAUAUUCUUUAUUGUUUGCUUACACGGAACAAAGUAGGACUUAUGAAUAAGCGAUACAUUUUUUAUAUUAAUUAAGUACAAAGAAAUAACAGUAUUUUAAAAUACCUAUUUAUGGGUAAAGUUACAUUUCCAUAAAUAUAUUAUACUUAACUAGUUAAAACUUUUUAAUACCUAAUUAAAGAAAAUUAAACAUUUAUAUUUACA